Molecule: messenger RNA, 568 nt
Organism: Pan troglodytes (chimpanzee)
Lineage: Eukaryota; Metazoa; Chordata; Mammalia; Primates; Hominidae
Product: large ribosomal subunit protein eL21-like
Exons: 1
Coding region: 56-538 (160 amino acids)
Biological process (GO): translation
Cellular component (GO): ribosome
Molecular function (GO): structural constituent of ribosome
Source: RefSeq, a predicted model, not a curated record
AAAACUGAGGAAUCGCCUUUCGGCCGGAACCGCCAUCUUCCAGUAAUUCGCCAAAAUGACGAACACAAAGGGAAAGAGGAGAGGCACCCGAUAUAUGUUCUCUAGGCCUUUUAGAAAACAUGGAGUUGUUCCUUUGGCCACAUAUAUGCGAAUCUAUAAGAAAGGUGAUAUUGUAGACAUCCAGGGAAUGGGUACUGUUCAAAAAGGAAUGCCCCACAAGUGUUACCAUGGCAAAACUGGAAGAGUCUACAAUGUUACCCAGCAUGCUGUUGGCAUUGUUGUAAACAAACAAGUUAAGGGCAAGAUUCUUGCCAAGAGAAUUAAUGUGCGUAUUGAGCACAUUAAGCACUCUAAGAGCCGAGAUAGCUUCCUGAAACGUGUGAAGGAAAAUGAUCAGAAAAAGAAAGAAGCCAAACAGAAAGGUACCUGGGUUCAACUAAAGCGCCAGCCUGCUCCACCCAGAGAAGCACACUUUGUGAGAACCAAUGGGAAGGAGCCUGAGCUGCUGGAACCUAUUCCCUAUGAAUUCAUGGCAUAAUAGGUGUUAAAAAAUAAAUAAAUAAAGGAC